UUUCUUUAAAAUUUAGGUGAUGCCGAUUGUUGCAGCGCCUUCUACUCCUUGUCCAAUUGUAGCCAUCCCGGUGACAACGAACCAGGUUUAUGCUCAGCAAGCGCCACCGGUAACCUCUGUUGCUGCCACGCCACCACAGAACAAGACCUGCGAUAGUAGUGUGCUAUCGACGCCCAGCCCUCCAAGUAAUGAUGUCAGUUCCACAGACAGUCACGCCAAGGAUGGCCAAUCAUCUUUUAGGCUUUCACCACCACCAAAUCUGUCCUCAAUCUUAGAUAUAUCCCUACCAUCUGCUGAUGCCCCUGAGGACACCAGUAUUGGAGGCGAGUCACUUAUCGCCAUGGCAAUGGAUACUGCUGGUCUAACAGGAAUUGAUCAACCUUUGACAUCUGAACCUAGUGAGACAUCAACCCCAGGAAAACACGUCCAGAAUAGCCAGCAAGAAAACAGGGAAGCUGGCACCUCAACACCUCCUCCCAGUACUGUUAGUCCAACCAGCUCACCAUUUAAACAGCUAACCUCUGACUCUCAUUGGCUAAACGGUGAAACAAUGGACUUGUCGUCACUUAGUGGAUUUUUAAAUGGCAUCGAGUCACCGGAAAAGCGGGAUAAAGCGGUUCCAACACUGAACAGUAUCUGUCCUCUUCCUGUCAUGUAUUGUGAAUCUUCCAGAGACUCUAUUAUGUCAACAAGUAAUUUCCAAGUUGAAGGUACAUUACAAAGCCUUAUGAAUGAGAAUAGCAUCGACUACAUAGCCAAGUUCGCGGAUCUGGCUGCCCACAUCGAAGAGAGCAUUGAUUUACCGGGUAACCUUGGUGUUAACGAAACAGUCGCUAUGGAACCGGCAAAAGACGGCGUCCCCAAAGCACUGGACUUCAGUUCGGUAGACUUUGGUAGUGGUAAACUGAACAAUGGGCUUAAAUCUGUAUCAUAAACAAAUUAUAUCUACACUUUAUCAAAAAUACAUACCUUUAUCAUUUCUAUUCUAAAAUAAAGCAAUAUUUUGGCAUUCAUUUAAAGAAAGAGCAUAUUCAAAAUACCUAUCCUGAGUAUAAUAUACAUAUUAUAAAAGUCAGGCAGAGUGAUAUUUUGUAAUUUUUGUAAACCAAUUUUUUUAUCUAAUGGCCUGUCCAGACUAUUAUUUGUGAAAUGCCUAAUUAAUAUGGUUAUAUAGGUUCAUCAUGACUAUAUUAUUUGGUAGUAUACAAAUAUUGACUGCUCAUGAGGGGAAUGGUGAAAUCAAUUGUCCCGAGGUGAUGUGGAGACCAUAGCCUAUUAUUUUCCACAUCAUCGAGGGUGCUAUAGAUUUCAACAUUUCUUGAAUCCAGAGCAGUCAAUAUACCUUGUACUGUACAUAGAUUCUACGAGGCCUUAAAAAGGUAAUGAAAAGAAUACCCACCAAGUAGGCCUAAGCUUACUUCAUAGGCCUAGGUGAUCAAAGGGCUAAUCUCUCUCAGCAUCGUAGAGGUCACGUCGCUGUUUCCGUACAUUGGCGGGUUGCGUGUCAUAAAUUGUAACCUUAUAUGUGGGACCUAGAGAUUACUGUACAUCGCAACAGGGCAAAAAAAUACUAUAAUUUUUUCACCGGGAAUUUAUGAACUAUCAUUCAAUCUACGUCAUAGAAGUUAUUACCUGCUUUUUAACAAAUCUAUGUAUGCGGUAUAUAAUAUGAACUGUAUUCUUUCCUUGAAAGUAUAUUAUGUAACACAAAAAAGCCAACUAUUGAACAAUAGCCUGUAGGUCUUUAUGCAGCCUUAGGGCUUUAUUGUCAUUACUUGUAAUUGUAUUGUUUUGCUCUUUACAUUCUAGUGUGGUUAUUUUAAUGUUUUUUGUGUGCAAUAUAAUAUACUGUUAUAUAGAAACUAAAUGUUGUUCCGAAAAAAAUGUAUAUAAUUUGUACAGAUUUGUAGAAAGAAUAUAACUCUUUUCAUCUAACAUCACAUAUAUGUAAAAAAAAAUCAUUUAUCAAUUUUUUUAUGAAUGCAUAUAUUUGUUUUCUGUUUUUGCCGUUAUAUACUGUACUAUCUUAGAAAAGGAAAAGGUUUUGUAUUCCAUCAGAAAACAAUAACAAAACGUUGCAUCUUUGUUCUUGAUUUUACCUUCUACGGAAAUCUGUAUUACAGCCAUUGUCACUGCCUCAAACGUCCAGGAAAAAAAUAUUGCGCCCAAGCAACUGCUCAUACAAAAAAGUGAAUUAAAGAAGAUCUAUAAAUCAAUCAGUCGGGUGUUUCUAGAGUUUCUCAUCAAAGCUAAUGGCCCUAAUGGCCACCCAUACGAAAAGAGAAUGAAAAAAGAUCAAUCAGCCGGGUAUUUUUAGAGCUCCUCAUUGGAGUUAAAAAUUAUACAAAUGGCUAUUCUAUUUUGAUGGAUACAAUGGGAAUCACAUCUAAAAUUUCAAGGUAAAUUUUAUCGUCAUUGUGUAAAAGAUCUUUCAAAACUCAAAUUUUAUGACAAAUUUUGUAUGAUUUGCCCAUGUAUGAUCAUGAUGAUGUCAUAUCGAACUCGUGUACAAAUAAUGGCAAAUAUUUGUCACUUAAAACUUUACAGUGUGUGGACAGAAUUUAAGGUUGUGUAACCUCCAUAAUUUAGCUUUGUGUGUGUAUUCUAGUAUUCACCAGAGAAGUGAUUUAAUAAUUUGGCAGGCUUGAGCUUAGCAAACAGAAGAAGUAGUUAACACAACUCACAAGCGCAAACAGGGUAUUAUAUUAAAAACCUAGCUUGAUUAUGUAUAGCAGAUGCAAACCCCUCCCAACCAGUGUAAUGUUUUUUGGAAUUUAUAAUAUAUUGUGGACAGCCCAAUAUAUCUUGCUUUUUUAUUUAAUUUCAAAUCUACGAAGAACUGCUCUGUCAUUUACAGUACACAAUAAAUAUCUUUGUAUGUUUCAGAUUUUUUUUUUAAUCUACGGAAUCUACUGUACUGAUGUGACUAAACAUUUGAAUUUAAUAUCAACGUAUUCUAAAAUUUAUGAAUUUCAAAUACUUAAGCCAGUUUUACACUAGAAUUAUUUGUGCGAAUUGUGUUCGCCGUGCAUUUUUUUCACUUCGUAAAAAGUAGAAACAGUUUGAACUACUGAUUUCGUUGAAGGUGGAAAACUCCCAAUAGAAAUGGUAAUGCACAUAAAUGCACUUGAAUGCAUUUUUGAUCUAUCAAAUCAAGGGGCCUCCUACCGAUAAAAUUCUUUAAACUUUCCCGAUCAUUUUUUUUUCCAUGUAGAUAAAAUUAUAUAAGACCAUGUAUGACCAAUAGCCAAUGAUUAGAAUGAUGUAUCAAGGAUGUUGACAUUUUGAAAGUAUUAAAGAUAUGGGUUCAUCUCACAUGAGAUCCCAAUAUUUAAAACUAGUUGUAAAAUCGCGAUCAGAGAUUUACACAUCAAUUUGGUAUUUUUUUUUUUUACACAUCAAUUUGGUAUUUAUUUUUGUUUGUUUAAGCCCUGUGCUCACUACCAAAAUUUUAAGUGACAAUAAAUGUGAUGCUCAAAUUUGUCACAUACACUUGAUAAGUGUGGAUGGAGCAGAGAAAUACAUUUAUUCAUCUGUUUUGUGGAUUUUGUAACCAUUGAGGUGGUUUUUACAAAAUAAAUUUCUACAAGAUAAACAAGA
Anneissia japonica is the source of this 3600-nucleotide messenger RNA. Its product is annotated as protein cramped-like. The coding region runs from base 20 to 934 and encodes 304 amino acids. The transcript has 4 exons. The record is from RefSeq and is a predicted model, not a curated record. Lineage: Eukaryota; Metazoa; Echinodermata; Crinoidea; Comatulida; Comatulidae.